AUGAUGCUCGGUAGGCUGGGUAUCGUCGACCCCACCAUUCCCCCUCCUCCCGACUACCUAGCCGUCCUCGGCCUCGCCCCCAAUGCAUCAACCAAGGAGAUAACCUCGGCAUGGCGGCGGGCCGUCCUCGCACAUCAUCCAGAUAAGCGUGACAACCCAACCGGCCAGUCAACCUCGGGGGUAUAUACAGGCGAAGCGAGAGACGGAGAGGUGGAUAUCCGGUUGAUCAAUGAGGCGAGAUGGGUGCUUUGCGAGCCGGCGAGGAGGCGGGCGUGGGAGGAACAGAGGGAGAAUAACAUAUCUGCAGGCCCAAGUCGACCAGCGGAGAAGGUCGGACCGCACAUCUAUCGAGAAGUCUCGCUAGAGCUAUUUACGCCGGUCUAUCCCGCUGGUCCAUCACGACAAGAUCCAGGUCCCACGGUAGAGAGUGCAGCCGGGACGAAGGGUGUCUCUGGGACCGCUACGGAUGAGGGGCCAGAAGAGGGAGAGGCAGAACCAUUAUCCUACACCUACCCCUGCCGCUGCUCCCACUUCUUCCGCAUCACGCAUGAAGAGCUGGAAGCGGGUAUAGACGUGGUGGGGUGUGACGGUUGCGGCGAGUUCUUGCGAGUAGGGUACGAGGUACUAGAGGAUGGCUAG
Messenger RNA from Dioszegia hungarica, 639 nucleotides. RefSeq lists its product as uncharacterized. Bases 1 to 639 code for a protein of 212 amino acids. Gene Ontology annotation, molecular function: metal ion binding. NCBI's taxonomy places the organism in Eukaryota, Fungi, Basidiomycota, Tremellomycetes, Tremellales, Bulleribasidiaceae. The transcript has 3 exons. Gene Ontology annotation, biological process: protein histidyl modification to diphthamide. The record is from RefSeq and is a predicted model, not a curated record.